Molecule: messenger RNA, 638 nt
Organism: Nicotiana attenuata
Lineage: Eukaryota; Viridiplantae; Streptophyta; Magnoliopsida; Solanales; Solanaceae
Product: glyoxylate/succinic semialdehyde reductase 2, chloroplastic-like
Exons: 6
Coding region: 1-486 (161 amino acids)
Cellular component (GO): chloroplast
Molecular function (GO): NAD binding; glyoxylate reductase (NADPH) activity
Source: RefSeq, a predicted model, not a curated record
AUGGCCGCAAACCUUUCAGAUGACAACGUGCUGUAUGAAAUAGUUGCUCCACUGUUGGAUAUCAUGGGGAAGUCAAGAUUUUACCUUGGUGAAGUUGGAUAUCGAGCUGCAAUGAAGCUUGUGGUCAAUAUGGUUAUGGGAAGUAUGAUGGCUUCCUUUUCUGAAGGAUCAGUACUUAGCGAGAAAGUUGGACUUGAUCCAAGUGUAUUAGUGGAGGUGAUCUCGCAGGGUGCUAUUAGUGCUCCAAUGUACGCUACGAAAGGUCCUUCAAUGGUUAAAUCUUUGUAUCCGACAAUGUUUCCUUUGAAGCAUCAGCAAAAGGGCCUUCGUCUAGCUCUGGGUUUGGCUGAAUCUGUUUCACAACCCACUCCAAUUGCUGCUGCAACUAAUGAACUUUACGAGGUUGCAAAAUCUCAUGGUCUCAGUGACCAGGACUUCUCUGCAGUAAUUGAAGCAUUGAAAGUGAAAUUGCAAUGCGAAACAUAAAAACAGGCUUUCCUGGUGACCUACGUUAUUUUCCUUCACAGUCACAAAGCUUGGGUGCAAUAUGUCCACCAUUAUACAGGAGAAAGCGGGUGAUGCAAUUGGAAAUGGUAUCAGAAAGUCAAUUUGAUCUUUAGUGUGAAUGCAAAUAAUUU